Messenger RNA from Acanthosepion pharaonis, 1017 nucleotides. The record is from the annotation of a GenBank genome assembly. Lineage: Eukaryota; Metazoa; Mollusca; Cephalopoda; Sepiida; Sepiidae.
AUGAUUAAUCUGGUUCAUAAUAGUCUGGAGACAUUACCAGAUUCUUUCUGCCAACUUCAGUCUUUGGAAUUAUGUUUAUUAUCAAGAAAUUGUCUGCAACGUCUUCCAGAGAAUUUUGGAAAUUUACCAUUCUUGAACCAUCUGGAAGUAAAUGACAAUAAAUUGCUUGAAUUGCCACCGACCUUUAAAAAUCUCGUUAAACUGACCUGCCUUGACCUUUCAAACAAUCGCCUGAUGAAGGAACCAAACUUCCUACAUGUUUUCACUCACCUGAAUUACCUCAACCUGCACUCAAAUCCAUUUGAGUUUUCAGUUGUUGACAUUGUUGAUCCAGAGCUUUCAUAUGCUUAUGUUGAAGAUGCUGGUGAAUCUCCAAAAAGUGGUCAGUUUGAGGACCUAGAAAGUGAUGAGGUUGAGGAAUUAAACUUGGAAAGUAAAACCCCCAGCAAUAAGCAAGAAGGAAAAGAAGCCACUGUACAAAUAGAUCCCCCUGCCAAUAAUCUAUCCCAAUUUGAACACCAUAAUGUUACAAAAGGAAAUCAAAUCUCACAAAGUGCAUGUCAACAAAAAGAGGAGGAGGAGGAGGAGGAAGAGACGGACUGUGACUUGGAACUUUCAAAUGGUUUAUAUGAUGUGGACACAUACAGUUAUCAAGACCGGCAUUUUUUUAUGCCUUCCGACAUCCACUGUAAGAAUGUCCGUUACAACUCGGUUCAAUUCCAUUUUUUUCCAGACACGUGGAACUUUGCUUCUUUCUGCCCUCUCUCUCUCUCUCUCUCUCUCUCUCUCUCUGAAAGAAGAAUUUGCUUUUCUUUCUUUUUAAUGUCUUCUAAAAAUGUUGAAAUGGAAAAUUCAGUUGAUCCGAAAGAAACUUUGGUUGCAUUUGCCCCCAUGAAGAAAUUGGCACAUAUAAAGAAGAAAUUUAGCAUUGAACAAGUGUCGACAUUUUUUUCUAAUUUCUUACAAAGGAAAAUCGCGAAGAUGAAAAAAAUAGGUUCAGUGGUACUUCUUUGGUAA